Panthera uncia (snow leopard) is the source of this 3634-nucleotide messenger RNA. RefSeq names its product dynactin subunit 3 (gene DCTN3). The transcript has 7 exons. The coding region runs from base 106 to 636 and encodes 176 amino acids. NCBI's taxonomy places the organism in Eukaryota, Metazoa, Chordata, Mammalia, Carnivora, Felidae. The record is from RefSeq and is a predicted model, not a curated record. Gene Ontology annotation, biological process: cytoskeleton-dependent cytokinesis. Gene Ontology annotation, cellular component: dynactin complex.
CUCGUAUUGAGGGAUGCCCCCGCGCUCUGAUUAGCCAGCCUUCUCUAUUUGGCCGGACGUCCCGCCCUCUGCCUGUUCCUCGGCUGAGGCGGGGGCGAGGUAGCUAUGGCGGCUGUCAGCGACGUGCAGCGGCUACAGGCCCGUGUGGAGGAGCUGGAGCGCUGGGUGUACGGGUCUGGCGGGCCGCGCGGCUCGCGGAAGGUGGCUGAUGGCCUGGUCAAGGUACAAGUGGCUUUGGGGAACAUUGCCAGCAAGAGGGAGAGGGUGAAGAUUCUGUACAAAAAGAUUGAAGACUUGAUCAAAUAUCUGGAUCCUGAGUACAUUGACCGCAUUGCCAUACCUGAUGCCUCUAAGCUGCAGUUUAUUUUAGCAGAGGAGCAGUUUAUCUUAUCCCAGAUUGCACUCCUGGAACAGGUGGAGGCUUUGGUGCCUAUGCUGGACAGCGCUCACAUCAAAGGUACCUCUUUAGCCGUUCCUGAGCAUGCCACCCGCCUGCAGCGCUUGGCCCAGAUCCACAUCCAGCAGCAGGACCAGUGUGUGGAGAUCACUGAGGAGUCCAAGGCUCUCCUGGAGGAAUACAACAAAACUCUCAUGGGGCAUCUGGCUGGUGCAGCUGGAAGAGCAUAUGGCUCUUGAUCUCAGGGUUGUGAGUUUGAGCCCCAUGUGUGUAGAGAUUACUUAAAUAAAUAAACUAAAAAAAAAAAAAAAAAACAAACAGCUCAGUCUCAUAUCUCCCUUCCAGGCCUCAUCCUUUCUUUUUUACCCCUGGCUACUCCUUUUCUGUCUCAACUUGGCCUUAGACUCUCAGACUUACAUUGGUAAGGUCAGGGGCAUGAGGAGAGAGGUAAAGAUUGCAAUGGUAGCCAGGGGUCUGCAGGGAUCAGAGCAGGAUUGUGGGCAGUGGUAGACUCAGUGAAGAGUUGAAUCAGUUGGGUCUCCCACUGGAUUUUGAGGUCUUCCCCAAUAUUUCCAGUGACUGAGUGUCCAGUCACUAGGAAAGCAUAAACUUGGGGCUGUUGUGGGUUCACACUGUGGCAGGAUGAGCCCGUCAAUUUGAGAGUGUUGAACUGAUGUUUGGCUGAGUCUAGGCAGGAGGGGAUGGAUUGUUGGGAGAAAUCCAACAAUUGGAGGCAUCAAUAAGGGCUUAGGGCAGGGAUGAGGGGACCAGAAGGCCAGAAGGCUAUGGUCAAAACUUGAACACUAUGUUCUGUGCUUUUCAAGAUAGGUUGACCAGAGUGAUGUGAAAGACCUUGAGGGAAGGGCAGGUGAUGCAGAUUCAGGGGAUAUUAGAGAUAGGAACCCUCUGAACUGUUGCCCAGUCAGGCCUCUCAAAUACAGAGGGUCAAGGAGCAUCAAAUACACCCCUAUAGGCUGUGGCAGGGAUUCUGGUGUCUUGCUACCAGCAACUCCUGACUUCUCCCCAUUCUCUUUGUGGCUAACUCAGGUUUUUGCUCCCUCCCAGCUUCUGUGUAUUGCUUUUUCUCUAAGUAUCUCCACUUGUGUGUCUUCUACCAUAAAGAGCUGUCUGAGCGUCCUUGUUCCCCAGAGCUUUGGGGCUAGGCCACUUGCAGACUGUCGAUGUGUGGCUCAGCAUCCCAUCCUGAUCCAGCCUGCUGUGGCCAGGGUGGAAUAAUCACAUGGAAUAAACAUGCUGACCUGUGCUCAGGGGAUGAUUCAGAAAGGUGGUAUUACAAGCUCUGGGGGUCCUAGGAAGGGUUCCCAUUUGGGCAGUUCAUUAAGGCACCACCUAGUAACUCCAGGAUGAUGGCAGGGCUUGUGUGAAAGAAACUGAGGAGGGGGUCAAAAUCUCUUGGAAGGAACAGGAUCUAUAGCUCAGAGAAUCAGGAAAUAGGCCACAGGAAGAAUUUUAGGAAGGGAACCCGAGAGAAGAUAGUCCUUUAGAGUCAGAAAGCUUGACCCAAUUUAGGAGGGAGCAUAAGAGUUGUAUAUAAUUGCUGAUUCAGUGUCUUCCCAUUCAAUAUCUCCUCCUUAAUUCACUCCAGUAUGGCUUCUACCUCCAUAAUUUGUUAGAAAAGGUUAUGCCUUGGCAUGAAAGGUAAGGAAGUGGAGACAGCUCUUUCAAGAAGUGGCAUUGUGAAUGGGAGGAGAGAGGUGAUAAAUAGUUGUAGAGAAAUGUGGAUGCAGAGUUUUCUAUUUUAAUGAGUUAGAGAUUUGAACAUAUUUGUAGGUUAAUGGAAGAAGCUAAUAGUAAAAGAGAUUAAAGAGGCAAGAGACUCUGGAUAACUCAUAGAAUGAGACUCUUCAAGGGGUAAAAGGGAAUGGGAUCCAGAAGCAUGGAGGUAUGGGCCUUCCAAAGGGAAGAGGAGAGAUGAUUCCCUGUAAAUUCCCAGGGAAGAAGUUGAAGAUGGGUGUGCAUACGAGUGGGUGUGGAGGCAAAGGUGGGACAUGAGGAAGUUCAGAAGGUUCCUAUUGAUGUGGGAAUCCAGCUCUGCUGCUGAGAAUGGAAUGAGGAGGCUGGUGGGAAGGAAGUAUGGGAUCGUUGUUGCUGGAGAGAUAACCAGGGGGUCACAGGAGGAUGACCAGGCAGGGCUAAAAGCCCAGGUAAGGCUGGUGACCAUGAACUUGUAGUGUUAUCAGUCAGGGUGUGUGAGCUUCAGAAGCAUCCAUAGUACAGGUGAGGACUCAGGAAUCACUGUUGCAUCCUUCCAGACUAAGGUUAAGACAGGCAGAAACGAUAGAAGAAUAGUGAGGAGACUAGCAAGAUGUAGUGAAGAAUCAAGGAAUCCAAAGUGGGUCAGGAGAGAAGUAAAGAUAGGGGUAGGGGUCACUGUCCUAGACAUCCCCAUGAAAAUGUCGGGGUGGGAUGGGAUGAAAUGGAGUAGUUGAGUGAACUAGGACAGGGCAUUGUCACUAUAUGCAUUUCUAGGGCUGUUGUACCAAAGUAUCACAGAUUGAGUGGCUUAGAACAACAGAAAUUUACUGUCUCACGGUGUUGGGAGACUAGAAGUCUGAAGUCAAGGUGUCAGCAGGGCCAUUUCCCUUUCUGAAACUCGUAGGAGAAUCCUUCCUUGACUUGUCCUAAUUUCUAGUUUGCUGUCAGUCUUUGGCCUUCUUGGCUUUUAGAUGUAUCACUCCCGUCAUUCAUCUUCACAUUUCCUUCCGUUAUGUCUGUUUCUAUGUCCAAUUUUCUUUUUAUAAGGACACCAGUCAGGGCACCUGGGUGGCUCAGUCAGUUAAGUGACUCUUGGUUUUGGCUCAGGUCAUGAUCUCAUACCCCACAUCAGGCCCUGGGCUAACUGAGCCUGCCUGGGAUUCUCUUCCUCUCUCUGCUUCCCCCUCCACAUGUGUGCACAAGUGCUCUCUCUCAAAAUAAAACUCAAAUAAAUAAAUAAGGACACCAGUCAUAUUGGAUUAGGGCCCACCCUAAUAACCUCAUUUUAACUUGAUUACAUCUGUAAAGAUCUCAUUUACAAACAGUCACCUUUUGGGGUACUAGGGGUUAGAACUUAAACAUAUCUUUUAUGGAAAGAGAUAAUUCAAUAGUAGUUAAAGGAUGAGAUGGAGGAGUUGUGGAUUUGAGAGUUUUGGUUAUGGGCCUGGGAGUGGAUAGCUGAGUGGCCUGGAGAGAGAGUCACCGAAGACAAGGUUGAGGAAUUAAGAGGAUAGGGAGGGU